Molecule: messenger RNA, 1309 nt
Organism: Dendronephthya gigantea
Lineage: Eukaryota; Metazoa; Cnidaria; Anthozoa; Malacalcyonacea; Nephtheidae
Exons: 5
Coding region: 419-961 (180 amino acids)
Source: RefSeq, a predicted model, not a curated record
UCGCACGUCAAAAAGCUCCGUAAAAAGAGUUCGCAACCUCAGGCUGGUUUUGAUCUAUUUGUUCAUUUGUGUCAACCAAAGCGAGAGCAAAAAUUCCAUAUAUGACACUGCUGAUCAUUAUUGGCCGUUGAAGAACAUCUCAGCCGGCAACAUAAGCUUGGAUUCAGUUAGUCGAAGUUUUGCGCAUGCGAAGAUUGAGAAUGGUGCAAAGUUGAACAAUACGAAGCUUUUUGGUCCAGCUCUGCUGUUAGACGGCGAAGAUGAUUGGAUAAACCUAGGAAUCUUGGGUUCUGAUUGCACGAACAGUCCGUCAAAAUGUACUGACGGCUUCACCAUCUCUUUCUGGUUAUAUUACGUCCGUGGUGAGUUUCUUCUCAGCACUGGUGAAUAUAACAGAGGCGAUACAGGACCUGGAGUCAUGUUUACCGUUCGAGAUAAGUUAUUCGUCAUUGAGGUCUCCACGUUGUCGCAUACCUGGAAGAUUACAUCAAAACUUAUUGCUAAAAAUUGGGUGCACGUGACUUUCCAUUGGACCACAAAUGAAGGAAUUCAUUUGUUUCUCAACGGCAGCGCUGCGCAACAAAAGGUUUUUCAAAAGGAGAAAGUUUCAUAUCCAAAACCAGGAAGUGGUCUUGGCUGGAAGCUGGGGCGACCAAACAUGCUCGCAAAGUUAUCAGAAUAUGGUCAAAUUGGCAUCGCACAUCUCGCUAAGUGGAAGGGAGAGCUCAUGGCUGAUGAAAUAAUAGCAGCGCUUUGUGAAACUAUUUUGAAGGAGAAAAAAGAGAUGGUUGAAAAAGAGCUAAAGUUGAUGGAAAAAGCCCAGACAACUGUUAAACCAGGGAAAACAGACAAACUCAAACCAUCGAAAGAUGCAAGGUCCACGGCCUCGCUCCUCUCAAGUUAUCCUGUGAAACUGUGGGCAGUCAUUUUAGCCUUGUGCGCGAUUCUUUGGCUUUUCUGAAAGUUGUAUUUUAAAUAAUUUAUCCAUAACGCACUCUUUAACGUAGUUAAACUGUACUUAACUCUAAAACAGCUCGAAGUCCAGACUAACUCGUUCGACUGGCUUAGAUAUAAUCUUUCGCAUGAAGCUCCUUGCUUAGUGAGAAAAAACCGGAAGAAAUGGCUGAAUCUGUAUCAUAUAUCUGGUCGGCCAAGCUUGUAAACUUCCUGCUAAUAAAUAUAAAUGUAAAUAACAAUAAUUAUAAACUAAGUUGUAUCUGUUAUAACUAGACUGAAAGUAUAAAUCGAGUAUAAAUAAAAUUUAAAUGAUUUCUGUGCAUGCUGCGAUAGAAUUGAAAUAAAUUAUUGA